Molecule: messenger RNA, 870 nt
Organism: Styela clava
Lineage: Eukaryota; Metazoa; Chordata; Ascidiacea; Stolidobranchia; Styelidae
Source: RefSeq, a predicted model, not a curated record
UUUGGUAAAAAAAUACGCUCGCGGAACACAGUUUGGGAAACGCUGCUCCAGAAAAAAAAAACAAUCGUUUUGCGCUGAGUACUUGAGUGGUUCCUGCGCGUGCUGUAGCGAUGGCGAUGGCAUCUGAAGGUCGUUUGAGGGUCUCUGCGAACCCAAGCAACUACUCUCUUGAUCAUUUAUAUCCACGAAUAAAACAACCUAUAACAAGUGCUCCACCGUCGAUGAGAAGAAAUUAUCAUUUGAAUCAUCCUGAUCUUUCAAAAGGCCAGAAAAAAUAUCUAUGGAGCAUUUGUUCAGCAUACAGUACUGCACAGAUGAAACGUCUUGUUCAAGACCAAUAUUUGAAACAAUGCUGGUAUGAAGCCGAGAAAGGUAUUUUACGAGUGGAUGAUUUGUACAAAUACCUGCGUUACAUAGCUGAUCCAACAAAGCGGAAAAGACAAUUUCAAGAAAACCCAAAAAUGUGGCGUGCGAGGAGUGAUCAGUAUAACUUCAGAUAUCAUCGAGAGCAUGUUAUCAACCAACCGUUACCUGCUUUACCUAUAUAUGUGGAAAAUGAGAUUAAAGCACUCACAAGGACAAUUAGUAUUCCUGUUCAAAGAAGAUACGUAACCAAAAAUAGAAGAGAAAAAGUAAAACCAAAACCAGAAACAUUUCCACAGAGUAACAGGGAGAAACAUGCACGAUUCGUACUUCCACCUGACAACCCAAAAAAAAAAUGGAAUUGAACCAAUCUUGUAGAAUUGAAAUUGCCUUUUUAUUUACAUGUUUGCAUAUAUCAUGUCUUUCACUGUGUAGCUGUUUUACCUAUUGAAAUAUUUUCAAAUUGCUUUUGAUGUUACCUUAUAAAUAUAUGUCAUUUUUCUUAUA